This is a messenger RNA of Durusdinium trenchii, 3579 nucleotides long. Lineage: Eukaryota; Dinophyceae; Suessiales; Symbiodiniaceae. The record is from the annotation of a GenBank genome assembly.
AUGGAGGUCAUUGCCACCUUGGUGGGAUUGGUCUUCGCAGUCCCGGGGCUGGACUUUGAGAAGCCGAUCGACCACUUCGAGGCUUUCAGUGGAUCUGCAGAGAGCAUGGCAGUGACCCGUGGGGAGUGGGAGGAAGGACGGCGUGCGGUGCCCUUUGACAUCAGCAUCAGUGAGGACAUGACCCUGCUGAGUGAUCAGGGUUUUGCCAACGCCCUCUUCCACUGCUGCAAUUUGAAGCCUGGGGCAGGACAUCUCUCGGCGCCUGUUUGCUCGACGUUUGUCCUUGUGUCACGUGGGAGCACACACCGCUCGCCGGCCAACCCUCUAGGCCGGAGGGACUCCAAUGCAGUUCGGCAGGGAACCAUUCUGGCUAACAGAGCCCUGGUGCUGCUGUUGAUCCUUGCUGCAAAAGCUGUAUGGACUGUCCUGGAACAACCAGCUACAAGUUGCAUGGAGUACUUGCCGCUCUUUCAGCAGUAUCUACGACUGGUUCCCAAUGUCAGGCUGUACAUGCGAAUGGGCGAUCAUGGAGGACCAACGCCAAAGCCUUCUCUUUUGUAUUCCAGCCAUCGGUGCAUUAAUGGCCUGAACGAUUUCAGGGUGCCUCCUCAACGCCGGCAAGUUGAGAUGACGGUGAAAUACGUCAACCGGGCUGGAGUUCGACGGUUCCAUGGUGGGCGAGACAUGAAAAAGAGCCAGAGCUACCCCAAACAGUUCGGCAUCUCGCUUGCAAAGCUGCGGACCUUGCAUGAGAAGGCCAAUAAGCGGCAAGCCAAGGUCCAGAUGCCUCGCCUCUUUCUUGGAGGAGAUGAGCGACUUUCUGCAGGGAAAGGUGGCCUGGGCGAUGAACAAGCUCUGAAGGAGAAGAAAAAGAAAGACCAGAAGAGCGACAGCAAGAACUCAGAGAGGAAGACAAAAGAUGAUAAGAAAACCAAGAUGGAAGCGCGGAAGGAGAAAGGUGGCAAGCGGCAGAAAGAAGAGAGCCGAGGCAGAUCUCGAGAGCGUGUGAAAAAGGCGAAGCCAUCUGAAAAAGCAGAGAAGCCACCGAAGAGUGGUGGUGAGGCAAGCCGUGAUGUGAAGAGAAAGCAAGAGAAAAGUGCGAAGAACAAGAGAGUGAGUUUCCCAACUGAAUCUUCUGAGCCAAGGUGGCCUGUGGGUGAGAAGAGGAAGGGCGCACUGAAGGAGGCAAAGACGCAUGAGGAGAAGAAAAGAAAGACAGCUGAGAAGGGUGAUGAGAAGGGUGAUGAAGAAAAGAAGGCAAGAAGAGAGAAGAAGGAACACUCAGCGAAGAAUGCAAAAGAGGAGGGCAAACAGAAGGUGAAAGAUAAGAAAAUCAAGGAGAAGGAAGAGAAAGCGGAGGUAAGAGACAAGGCCAAGAAUAAAGAGGAGAAAGAGAAGACAGAUAAGGGAAAGAUCAAGGAGAAAAAGAAUGCAAAGGAGGCAAGCAAGGAAGCCAAUGCACGUCCGGUAACACCAUGUGAGAAACCUUCAGUGCCAGCAACACCACAGCGUGAAGCUGUACUGUCAACACCUCCCACAGCAAAGCAAAAAGCUGAGGCAAAAUUGAAAGAGCUUGUGGAUGUGCUGGACAAUUUGCCUGAUGAUGAGGAACCAAACAGUGAGGACAGCCUGUCAGAGGCGUUGGGCGAUCAGAUGGAAAGCGACGAUGAUGGUGAGGAUGGAAGCCAACAGGAUGAGGAGAGCGAGAAUGAGGAGACAAAGCCUCAUGAAGAGGAGGGUGAAGGUGAAGAUGAAGGUGAGGGUGAGGCAAAGGAGGAGGAUGAUGAUGCAGAAGCAAACGAAAGCGGCGAAGAUGAUGCAGAAGAAGAAGAGGAGGAGGAGGAGGAAGAUGGAGAAGAAGCGGAGGAGGAAGGUGAACAUGAAGAAGAGGAAGGGGACGAGGAUGAGAAGACAACGCCCUGUCAUGCUCUUGUGCCUGUCACUAAGUCUACGUCCAUGGCCUCGGAGGACCUCAAGAAUAGCACAACGCACAAGAAAGAGUGGGACAAGUUCUGUCGUGAAGCACUCAACCGUGCCAAGUUCCCACAGGAAUUGUCAGAGUACUACGCCACAAAGAAGACGGAGCUAUUCAACAUAUGGAUGGACACUGGCAUGAGUUGGCAAUCUUGCAAAUUGCAUGUGGAACGUGACAUCACCCAACGGAACCGCACGACCAAGGGCUGGCAAGCAGUGCAGGGCAAAAUCCUGAGACAACAGUAUUCGGAGGAAAAGUUCAAGAAUCUCAUCGGUCGUCGAAAGGCGGCAGGAUUGUUUUACGAAGAUGAGGAUUUCCCCGGCGACGAUGAUGAGUCCUGGUUCUUCAUCAGGAUCGGGGAAAAAGUUCGAAGGGAUGAUGAAACUUCUGAAAAGAUGUCUUUGAAGGCCAAGUCAGAAGUGUCAGAGGAGCUUCGCCAAGCACUGACAGACCAAGACGAAGGAAUUCUCCGGCCUGGUGCACUUCCCAAAGUCUCAGCAGCAAAGCAGGGCAGCAAAGAACUCCUGGAUGCGCUCGGCAAGGUGGCAGCCCCAAAGAAGAAACCCAAGCCCGAGAAGCCGGUGGCUGAGGAUGCAACACCGCAAACCCUUGAGGAGAAGGUCAAGACAUGUAUGGGGGAACUGCUGCUCUGCCUUGACUUCGUCGAGGACCACGCAGGGAGCAAAGUGGAUCCACGGGAGCGAAGUGGCCUGAAGCGAAAGCGGGUAGCUUUGGAGAAUUACGAGGAUGUGGUUGAUGGCGCCAAGACCCGGGCAGUCCAGGUCCGCAGUGGGGUCGAGAGGAUCAUUGCUGACGUUUUCGCCUGGAGCAUCAAAUGCGCUUCUGAUGCGGUCGCUCCUGUGACGGGAUUUUAUGGAGAGGAGUUCCCCAAGCGAUCCUACAGAUAUCAAAUAAGAGGGCAGCAGCUUGCGAAGGGGUGGCGGGCUUGCUACUUCACAAUGAAAGCGGACUUGAAGGCAAGACACCAAAUGAACUUUUUUCAGGGGUGGUACCAGUGCAACUUGCUUUGCGACAGCUGUUUGGCGUGCUCUGGCCAGCAGUGCUGCGAUCGGAUGAACUACAGGAACUUUGGUACUUCAGAGGCAUGGUCAAUGACCUUUCUUAGCCAUGAGGACUACCUUAGGUUGGAAGGCGUACCUUCGCCGUGGAUAGCAGUUCCUGGUUUCAGACUUGAAACCGUCAGCUGGGAUCUUUUACACAACGUGUUCUUGGGAACAGGUCGUGACCUCGUUGCCAGCAGGAUUCGUGUUCUCAUCCGAGAAGGUUGCUAUGAUUCUUUGGGGUUGACCGAUCUCGAUCUAAUCCUCAGUGCUGUGCAUGAUGAAGUCAGCGAAACUUGCAAAAAACAUGGGUUCUAUGUGCCCGGAAAGCCUAUCUUGAGCGAGGCCAACACUGGUGGCUCUGACUACGCAGAAAUCGGCUCUCGGUUUAAAGCAGCGCAUGUGAAGGUGUUGAUCUGGUGGCUGACGAAGAAAACAAAGCAGGUGCUUGUAAGUUCAUGCCAAAACUUCUCAAAUCACCAAACCAUGAGUCUGCAAAACCAAUUUUAACUGUUCCACAUGUGAAGCAAGAACAAUUUUUCC